CCGUCUCGUCAUCCGCCGCGUCGCCGGAGGUGGAGAAGGAGCCCUCCUCGCCGCCCCCUCCUCCGCCGGACGAGUCCUCGGCCCUAUCGGUGAGCAGCGAGCAUCGGCACGCCCCCAAUUUUGCUGACAUUUUACCAUGCAUGCUCUGACAAGAACAAGAUGGUUUCUUGGCUCUGGUUUAGCGCAGGCCGUGGCGGAGAGUGUGAAGGUGCUCAAGGAGGCGGCCAAGACGAGGAAGGUGCCGGCCCCGGAGGUGCUGGCGGCGCUGGCCACGAUCAAGAAGGCCAAGCUCGACACCUCGGCCUUCUUCGAGACGCUCGGCGGGACGGAGUCCCCUGGCAGGACAUGGAAGCUCAUCUUCACCGCCCAGGGUAGUAAGCUCGAGAAAGGCAGCUACUUCCCGGUGACCGCCGUCCAGCGCUUCGACGCCGAGGGGCAGAGGAUCGAGAACGGGGUGUACCUGGGCGCGGCGGGGAGCCUGAGCUUCGAGGGGAGGCUGUCGUGGAAGAAGAAGAUGCUGGCCUUCGUCUUCGAGCGGGUGCGCGUCAAGCUCGGGCCGCUGCCCACCCUGGAGAUCCCCUUCGGCGGCGGCGACAUGAGCAGGGAGCCGAGCAGCAAGGACCCCUUCUUCUUGUGGUUCUACGUCGACGAGGAGAUCGCCGUCGCGCAGGGCAAGGGCGGCGGCACCGCAUUCUGGUGCCGCUGCAAGCGCGUCGAGGGGCAAGGGCGGCGUCCCGCCUUCUGGUACUUCGGUUUCAACAUAAUUUAGAUAGAUCAGCAUCAUAGCGUCCACCUCUCUCUCUCUCUCUCUGUCUAGUCUGUCUGUCUGUCUGUCUAGCUGAAUGUCUUGGUGUUCAUCGCCUUACUGUAUAGGAGGAUCAUGCAUGUAUAGGGAUGGGAUGGGAUGGGAUGGGAGUACGCUACUUGCACAGCUUUUCGCUCUGCCUUUGUAUCAAAAAUGCUAGACGUAUAAGGAAUUAUAAACGGUUACUCGUUGAUUA
Messenger RNA from Hordeum vulgare subsp. vulgare (domesticated barley), 1001 nucleotides. RefSeq lists its product as uncharacterized. The transcript has 3 exons. The record is from RefSeq and is a predicted model, not a curated record. Lineage: Eukaryota; Viridiplantae; Streptophyta; Magnoliopsida; Poales; Poaceae. Bases 137 to 769 code for a protein of 210 amino acids.